AUGUACUGUGAAAUACCGAGGCUUAUGCGCUGCUGCUUCUGCCUGCCGCUGAGGAAAGGCACCUUGAUCUUCGGAUACAUAAACAUUCUGUUCUCUGCGUUAAUGGUGGGGCUGUACAGUUACUCCGUACACAAGGAUGUCGGGCUGACGAUUGUCUUCCACGGCUCAACCGCCGAUCUGGACGAUGCAGUGUGCAUCGGAAUCUACUGCGUUGAGAUUGUGAUGAACAUAUUACUGGUUUACGGGGCACAUGUGAGGAAUUUGUUGAUCAUGAAAGCCUUCUAUUAUUAUGGGAUCACGACAACGUUGAUGACAUUCGUCCUCCAGAUAAUGGGAAUAGUCACUUCGACGCAUUUCGGGUUGGCUAUCGAAAUGAUGGCCCUGUUUUGCACAGGUCUUUGUAUACACGUAUACUUGAUUAUCGUGGUGAGGAGUCUUUUAAUCAAGUUGGAAAUAUCAGAUUCCCAUGCGUAUGAAAAUCAACUGCAACAGAUAGUCAGUGGUGAAUUGAAGGUUGACGGAAACGGAGUGUACCCAAGCACAGUAGUGCCGAACAACACUGCG
This is a messenger RNA of Iphiclides podalirius (scarce swallowtail), 564 nucleotides long. Lineage: Eukaryota; Metazoa; Arthropoda; Insecta; Lepidoptera; Papilionidae. The record is from the annotation of a GenBank genome assembly.